CACCUUUGGUUGGCAACAAGUGCAGGCCCCAAGGCAUCCAAGUGGGUUCUGCAAACCGCGCAGAAACUAUUCAAGCCAGCAUAUUGGUCGGCAACAAGUGGAAGCGCCAAGGCAUCCAAGUGCAAACUGCGCGGAAACUAUUCAAGCCAGGAUAGCCUUCUCUCAUCGAUUGUCAGGCAGAAAUGAACCUCUGGAGAACAGCCCGUUGUGGUGGACUCACACUGGACAAUGCGGAUGUGGAUGUGGGCACAGGAAAUGAUGCUGGGGAUGUUGAGGAUCUGGAUGAUGGAGUUUCACAGACUAAUGAUCCAGAAGGCAACACAGUAGCAGCUGCUGUUACUAGCCGUGACUGUCGUGAGUGGUCAAUUUCUGAUCUUUAUCCAGAAAGGCUUAUAAUCAGCAAGGAUUCUCAAUAUCCAGGCAAGUUCUCCCGUUUUUAUGCAUGUGAUUGGAAGACAGGUCAUAUGUACCCUUUUUCUCCUGCUCAAGGAGAGCUCCCAAAACAAAUUCCUUUGAGUCCUGAUUGCAGUCCCACUACAAGGAUGAAGCAACAAGUAUACGUUGGGAUUGAAAACAUGAAAAGUACACACAGAGUUCUUUCAAUCUUUCAAAAUCACAUUGGGGAUGAGGAAACCACAAACGGCACUGCUUUUGCAGUUUCACAGCAUAUGCUUCUAACAGCUGGCCAUUUGGUCACUUUUAAAGAUGGGAAGAACAUGAAGUGGCAAUUGAAGGAGGUGCUAGUUUAUGCAGGGGAAUUUGUGCCCAUUCAAAAAGUUCGUGAAUUUGGUUUUCGCUGCACAGUUCAAGGAAAUGCCACCUCUGUUUACAGUACCAGGAAGGAGUGCCCUGAAUUUGGAUCUGACAUAGCAUUUCUCAAAGUGGAGGGAACGACUCUACCAUGCUUUCUUUUACCUUCUUCGCCACAAAAGGACUUGCCUCUCACGGUAUUUGGGUACCCUGAUGCGGUUGGCUACUUAAGACGAGCAACACGAGAGUUAAAACAGAAUGCUAAUCCAGAAAAUGGUGGGCUUUGGAGUGUCUAUUGGCGAGUCCUGUGGGACAAUAUUCAGGAAUGGACGGCACAAUACGAGGGUGAUUUAAAGCGUGCUGAAGAAACAGCUAAGAAAUGGCUUCUUGAACAGUUUCAAACCGUUCUGCGAGGAAUACCGGAUGGGGCUCAAUGUGUUUCUGCUGGAUUUGUUGAAGCACUUACAUCAUGCUUUGUCGGUCAUACUUGUCCCACCGUACCAGGUGUUUCCGGGGGUGCCGUUUCACCCAUGGAAAGUCCAGGUUAUUUCGUAGCAGCUCACGCUGGGGCCUUAGACAUCAACCAAAACUGUGGAACGUCCACAGAUAAUCCAGCUUUCGUGGAUCAGUAUCUAAAAUUUGUGUUGCAAGAUCUUCCGACUCCAGAGUGGGCAUUGUACACAAGGGCAGAUUUCAGCAUAAGGCCAUUUCUCGCUUGGUUACACACUCAUAAGGCGAUGCUCCCUCCAUCUUCUCCCUGGGUGAAGCAUCUGCAGCAGCAGCUGAUGGUUGUCCAUGCUAGCGAGCAGCAGGUCGAGCGACCAUCAAAAAGAAGAAAGUUAGAAGACACUCUGUUCAAUAGAUAGGAGGUCUCUCUCUUAUGGAAGUAAUGUAAGUCUGCGGGCCAGAGGAGUUGCACAGGUGUGCUUGCCUUGUCUACUGGCUGACGAGACUAGUGGAGAAGGUCAGGAAACCAAGCGGCAUUGCGUGUGGCUGUCAGCCUGCGCUGAAGCGGCUGUGACAGUCUUGGGAAUGAGGAUUUUACGGCUGAGCAGAUUCAGCUAGCUGCGAUCCCGAAAGUUAUGAUUGUUGCAUUAUCAGUCCACCAGGAUGUUCUUGCAUGCCAGAACCACAUUGGAGACGGCAUUGGAUUGCA
This is a messenger RNA of Selaginella moellendorffii, 1906 nucleotides long. RefSeq lists its product as uncharacterized. NCBI's taxonomy places the organism in Eukaryota, Viridiplantae, Streptophyta, Lycopodiopsida, Selaginellales, Selaginellaceae. The coding region runs from base 183 to 1616 and encodes 477 amino acids. The transcript has 6 exons. The record is from RefSeq and is a predicted model, not a curated record.